This is a messenger RNA of Oryza sativa Japonica Group (Japanese rice), 1236 nucleotides long. Its product is annotated as isoflavone reductase homolog IRL. Gene Ontology annotation, molecular function: oxidoreductase activity. The record is from RefSeq and is a predicted model, not a curated record. Lineage: Eukaryota; Viridiplantae; Streptophyta; Magnoliopsida; Poales; Poaceae.
AAUCGAUGAAGGCGAUGCAAGCUGUGACACACUAACACUCUACUUGUACUAGGUAGAUCGCUAGAACAAUGGCGUCCGGUGGCGAGGAGAAGAAGAGCAGGAUCCUGGUGGUGGGCGGCACGGGGUACAUCGGCCGGCACGUCGUCUUGGCCAGCGCGCGGCUGGGUCAUCCCACCACCGCCCUCGUCAGGGACCUCUCCCCCUCCGACCCCGCCAAGUCGCAGCUUCUCCAGAGCUUCCGCGACGCCGGCGUCACCCUCCUCCACGGCGACCUCUACGACCACGCCAGCCUGCUCAGCGCCGUCCGCGACGCCGACGUCGUCAUCUCCACGCUGGGCGCGCUGCAGAUCGCCGACCAGACCAAGCUCAUCGCCGCCAUCAAGGAGGGCGGCGGUGGCAACGUGCGGAGGUUCCUGCCGUCGGAGUUCGGGCUGGACCCGGACCACACGGGCGCGGUGGAGCCGGCCAGGUCCAUCUUCACCGGGAAGGCCGCCGUGCGGCGCGCCGUGGAGGCGGCGGGAGUGCCGUACACGUACGUGGUGUCCAACUACUUCGCCGGCUACGCGCUGCCGACGAUCGGGCAGAACCUGCCGCCGGCGCGGCCGGUGGAUAGCGUGGUGAUCCUCGGGGACGGAGCCACCAAGGUGGUGUUCGUGGAGGAGGGGGACAUCGGGACGUACACGGUGCUGGCGGCGGUGGAUCCGCGGGCGGAGAACAAGACGGUGAACAUACGGCCGGCGAAGAACGCGGUGUCGCACGAGGAGCUGGUGGCGCUGUGGGAGAAGAAGACGGGGAAGAAGCUGGAGAGGGUGUACGUGCCCGAGGACGCCGUGCUCAAGCAAAUCCAGGAGUCGGAGAUCCCGUUGAACAUCGUGCUGUCGAUCGCGCACGCAGGGUACAUAAGGGGGGAGACGACGACGCCGUUGGAUCCAGCCACCGCCGUUGAGGCCACCCAGCUCUUCCCGGACGUCCAGUACACCACCGUCGAUGACUACCUCAACAGGCUCCUCUGAAAUACAUCGAUACAUCCAUCAUCUUUUAUGUGCCAAUAAAAUAAUUAAGUCUCUUCCUUAGUAAUGUACAUGUUCCUGCAAAUUUCACACCGUCGGUGAGAGUGAGUGUCUUGGUUUAAUCUGUCAUGGAUCACUGUGCUCAGUUCAGCUCUUCUUCAGGGCUUGAUUUGCAUGUUAAUGAAUUUAUUUGCUUAAACAUUAUUAGUAUGAUAUGGAGAAACAA